Molecule: messenger RNA, 1271 nt
Organism: Gadus chalcogrammus (walleye pollock)
Lineage: Eukaryota; Metazoa; Chordata; Actinopteri; Gadiformes; Gadidae
Product: casein kinase II subunit alpha
Exons: 12
Coding region: 90-1271 (393 amino acids)
Biological process (GO): protein phosphorylation
Cellular component (GO): protein kinase CK2 complex; cytosol; nucleus
Molecular function (GO): protein serine/threonine kinase activity; ATP binding
Source: RefSeq, a predicted model, not a curated record
UGAGGUUCAGAGCCCCCCUCGCCCUUGCCCCUACUUCCCCUCCGACCUCAAGACACUGAGGCCGCCAGACUGCAGCCAAGCUGUCUGACAUGUCUGGACCGGUUCCGAGCCGGGCCCGCGUGUACACGGAGGUCAACACACACCGGCCCAGGGAGUAUUGGGACUACGAGUCCCACGUGGUGGAAUGGGGGAAUCAGGAUGACUUUCAGCUGGUGAGGAAGCUGGGCCGGGGAAAGUACAGCGAGGUCUUUGAGGCGGUCAACAUCACCAACAACGAGAAGGUGGUGGUGAAGAUCCUCAAGCCGGUGAAGAAAAAGAAAAUCAAGCGGGAGAUCAAAAUCCUGGAGAACCUUCGGGGAGGCCCCAACAUCAUCUCUCUCAUUGAUAUCGUGAAAGAUCCCGUGUCCCGCACUCCAGCAUUGGUUUUUGAACACGUCAACAACACAGACUUCAAGCAACUGUAUCAGACCUUGACCGACUAUGACAUCCGGUUUUACAUGUAUGAGAUCCUUAAGGCCCUGGACUACUGCCACAGCAUGGGAAUAAUGCACCGGGACGUCAAGCCUCACAACGUGAUGAUUGACCACGAGCAUCGCAAGCUGCGCCUCAUAGACUGGGGUUUGGCCGAGUUCUACCACCCCGGACAGGAGUACAACGUCAGAGUGGCCUCCCGCUACUUCAAAGGACCCGAGCUUCUGGUGGACUAUCAGAUGUACGACUACAGUCUGGACAUGUGGAGCUUGGGCUGCAUGCUGGCCAGCAUGAUCUUCAGGAAGGAGCCCUUCUUUCAUGGUCACGACAACUAUGAUCAGUUGGUGAGAAUAGCCAAAGUACUGGGAACUGAAGACCUGUACGACUACAUAGACAAGUACAACAUUGAGCUGGAGCCGCGCUUCAACGACAUCCUUGGCAGACACUCCCGUAAGCGGUGGGAGCGCUUCGUCCACAGUGAGAACCAACACCUGGUCAGCCCCGAGGCGCUGGACUUCCUGGACAAGCUGCUGCGCUACGACCACCAGGCCAGGCUGACGGCCCGCGAGGCCAUGGACCACCCCUACUUCUUCCCGAUCGUGAAGGACCAAGCUCGCAUGGCGGGCUCUGCUAACUUGCCCGGUGGGAUCCCAGCCGUCAGCACGGCCAACAUGAUGACUGGUAUCUCUGCCCUACCAGCCUCCACUGCCCUGGGCCCUCUCUCUGGCUCGCCCGUCUUGUCCGCUGCCAACAACUCCCUGAGCGCCGCCGUGCCCGCCGCCGCCGCCGCCCCCCAGUGA